Molecule: messenger RNA, 1122 nt
Organism: Scaptodrosophila lebanonensis
Lineage: Eukaryota; Metazoa; Arthropoda; Insecta; Diptera; Drosophilidae
Product: WD repeat-containing protein 47
Exons: 5
Coding region: 58-1086 (342 amino acids)
Molecular function (GO): protein binding
Source: RefSeq, a predicted model, not a curated record
AUUUCUUUAUUAUUUUUGUUUUUAUUUAAAAUAUCAACAUUUUCCAAUCUAAUUUUAAUGAAUACCGAAGUAAAAAACAUAGAUUUGAGUCAGGUUGAUGUAGAUCGGCCACAUUUUGUCGCUGUUACCACAUUGUACGACUCGCAGGCGAUUCGAAGUGUGGACUUUCAUCCUGAUGGAAAGCUUUAUGCCGUGGGCUCCAAUUCGAAAACAUUUCGAAUUUGUCAAUAUCCCCAACUAUCCAAGCUGAGACAAGGUCAUCAAGCGUAUCCUCCAUCAGUGUUAUGCAAACGAACAAAGCACCACAGAGGAUCAAUAUAUUGCACAAGUUGGUCUGGGGAUGGGGAGCUCAUUGCGACAGGAUCAAAUGACAAAACAAUUAAAUAUAUGAAGUUCAACAACGACACCAACCAACUAGUUGGCCAUGAAGUUGAACUUACCAUGCACGACGGAACUGUGCGCGACAUGUGCUUCCUUGACGAGAUGUCCACUAAGUCGAGACUUCUAGUGAGUGGCGGAGCUGGCAAUUGUAAAAUAUAUAUCACGGACUGUGCUACAGGCACGCCUUUUCAGGCUUACAGUGGCCACACAGGACAUAUUCUAUCACUGUUCAGUUGGAAUAGUGCAAUGUUUGUAUCAGGAUCGCAGGAUCAAACUAUUCGAUUCUGGGACCUUCGAGUUAAUGUAUCUGUCAACACAUUGGAGCAUGAUCGGAAGGAUGGUGCAGCCGUAACAGCUGUAACGGUAGAUCCGACCGGAAGACUUCUAGUUUCUGGGCAUUCAGAUAGCUCGUGUGUUCUAUACGACAUACGUGGAGAUAGACCCAUACAGCGCUUUCAUCCACACGGAGCCGAAAUAAGAUCUGUGCGCUUCUCACCUUCUGCUUACUAUAUGCUCACUUGUAGCUAUGACAACACUAUCAAACUAACUGAUCUUCAGGGAGAUCUUGCACACGAGCUAUCUUCUGUGGUGGUAGCCGAGCAUAAAGACAAAGCCAUCACGGUUAGAUGGCACCCCACAGAAUUUUCAUUUGUUUCAACAUCAGCGGACAAAACGGCUUCAUUAUGGGCUCUUCCUCCGUCUUAAAUCCAACAACUUCUGCAUUGUUGGUUUUAAGUUCGU